AUGGUGAAUAUCGCUGUUGCUGGAGGAACGGGCAAGGUGGGCAGAACCAUUCUAGAGGUUUUGAAAUCCCAGACCCGCCACAAGCCAUUCCUUCUCACCAGAAAGAAUGCGCCAAGCAGCGAUGAUAGUGUCACGUCUGUGACAGUCGACUAUUCCGAUGCUGCCUCCCUGACGGAGGCUCUUGAGCGCCAUGAGAUUCAUACUGUCAUUUGCUGCUUGCCGUAUGAAGGCAAUGCUCUCGAGGUUGGACAAGGUAAUUUGAUCAAGGCUUCCGACGCAUCUGUCCAUACCAAGCGGUUUGUGCCUAGUGCAUUUGGCAUCAAUUAUCCCACGGAAGCCGUUGAAGAGCUUCCAGUCCUAAAGCAUUACUUCCAAGCCAUUGAAACUCUGCGACAGUCUUCCCUCAAGUGGACAAUCUUCCAGAACGGAUGUUUUCUAGACUACUGGGGCCACCCGCAUAUCAAGUCUUACCUCCGCCCGUCUCCUUUCGGCAUUGAUAUCGCGGGCAAGGUAGCAGCCAUCCCAGGCGAUGGAGAUACUCGCUUCACGGUGACAUACUCGUUUGACGUUGCCAAAUACGUGGUGGCAGCUCUGGACCUUGAUGAGUGGCCCGAAACCACGAGAAUUGCGGGUGACAUCAUAACCUGGAAGGAAUUUGUCGACUUGGCUGAAAAUACAACGGGGUCGAAGUUCGAGGUUUUCUACGAUCCUAUCGAGAAACUCGAGAGGAGCGAAUUAACCGAAUUGCCUUCGCAGGUUCCGUGUUACGCUACAUUCCCCAAGCCUCAGUUUCAGUGGUUCAUGGCUAUUUUCUCCAGGUGGACAGCUGAUGAAGAAAUCUGUUACAUUCCAGCAGAGCUCAACGCCAAGUUUCCUGACAUCCAGCCAAUGACUGUCAAGGCCAUGUUGGAGACAUACUGGAGGGCGUGA
Molecule: messenger RNA, 930 nt
Organism: Fusarium keratoplasticum
Lineage: Eukaryota; Fungi; Ascomycota; Sordariomycetes; Hypocreales; Nectriaceae
Product: NmrA domain-containing protein
Exons: 4
Coding region: 1-930 (309 amino acids)
Source: RefSeq, a predicted model, not a curated record